Molecule: messenger RNA, 462 nt
Organism: Helobdella robusta
Lineage: Eukaryota; Metazoa; Annelida; Clitellata; Rhynchobdellida; Glossiphoniidae
Exons: 5
Coding region: 1-462 (153 amino acids)
Source: RefSeq, a predicted model, not a curated record
AUGGUCAAAUACCCAGAGGCGGAUCUAAGGGGUAAGGCCAGGGGUCAUUUCAGCCCCCAGCAAACAACGAACGUCAUCCUGGCAGACAACCAGUCAGGUGAUGGCGGUGGUGAGGCUGGCACUCAGAGGGUUGGACAGCCACAAAAUGUUCGUGACUGGUCGAACGGAUUGUGUGGCUGUUGUACGGACUGUGAGGCAUUUUUUUACUGCAUCUUUUGCUACUCAUGUUUCACCUGCUCUGCAGCCAGCAAAAAAAACGAGUGUGCACUUGGUCCGUUGUGCAUACCGGGGUUCGUGCCCGCUAUGAGGUCCAAGUUGAGAGGUCAACUGGGAAUCAGGGGUUCGAUAUGCUGCGAUAUAAUGGUUGUUUCAUGUUGUGCCCCAUGUGCGGUCAGUCAGAUGUACAGGGAGGUCAGACGUUCCAACGUCUUAAAUGUGACUUGCCCUAAUUUUGGAUAUUAA